AUGCAUCCCGGUCGGUGCAACGAGCCGGAUCCCAGCGCUCAGGAUAAUUUUCAUGAACCCCUGCAUAAUUUUUCUUGUUUUCUUACGACCACCGCUUCUUUCCCCCGAAGCUAGCCUCACCUUUUUCCCACGACCCCCACACCCACUGCCACCCCCAAAUCGUGUGUGUGCGCGGUUCGGGUGGAAUCGGUGCGGCCGGCGGCGAGUGGCAAGCGGCUGCAGCCCAAUUUGCGGCGCACGAGAGCAAAAGCGUGGCGGUGGCUCGGGCGCGGUGGGCCACGGGGGCCGGCGCGCCGGCGGUGGCGGCUCGGGCGGUGGCUGGUGUCUCGGACGCGGUCGGCCAUGGGCGUCCUACCCUCUCCACGUCCCCAGUUUCUCUCGCCGCCGCGCCUCGUCCAGCUCCUCGCGCGGCCUCCUGCGCCUCCGGUAUCCACCGACGCUGACCCUGUCUCUUUCCGAUCUCCCAAGGCCAACCAAUCGAUUCCGCCUCGGCCGCCGACCGCCGCCAUACGCCGACCCCCGUCUCGCCGCCGCUGGGCUCCGUGGUAGCAUCCACGGGCGCUCGGAUUCGGCUCCCAUCUCCCCAAGGUAACCAACCCAACUGAUUCCUCUUUCUCCUCCUCUGUAUCUCUCUGAUUUAUUUAUUUUAGGCAAGAAUCACUGAUUAAUUCGAGCGCAAUGGAGCCUUGCUGAAUUCUUCAUCUCCUUUGUUUCUUCAAUUCUCGUGCACGGUGUUCUGGAGAGCCAGAUCUGCCGCUCUUUCUCUUGCCUCCACCCUACGCUGUGAGCUUUCCCCGCCUGCUCGAGGUCGCGCCGUCAGCCGCCACCAAGUCACCGGCCACCGCCCCAAGGACCUCCGCUGUAGCUGUUAUUCGAGACAAAAAAUAGCCGAGGAAGCAUACAAUAAGGCUGCAGUGUGUCGUGAACACUAUCAUUAAAGCGCAAGACUACUCCCAGGACGAAGGAAGCCACGUUCGUAUGCAACCAAAGUGUGAAGUGGCAGCCAAAAAACCUCAUCUUCUUCAUGCAUACAUGCACUCAAGAGGCUAUAAAGAAGAUGCAUCAUGACCAAGAAGAAAGGAGAGGUAAAUAAUGCAUGGGAGCACUAUUUGAGCCAGCCAUAUUGCCUAUAAAAGGAGUCUCUUGCUGCAACGGAGGACACACAACAUCGCUGAGAACACAAGCCUUCAGUAGCAGAGAGAGUGAGCAGCUAGCGAGCAAACUAUCUGCUCUCUAGUAGUGGUAGUAGUAGUACCUCUUCCCACUGUAAUAAAGCCAAUAUAAUCAAGGCAGUGUAACAUAAGGACGGGAAGGUAGUAAGGUAAUUACCUUAUCUUUGUGUAAAACCUUCGGGAGUUCCCGAAAGGAAAAACCAUAUGUAAGCUACAUUGUGAAAUGAAGUAGUUUAGUAUUUCCCUUGGUCUUGUUAAAUGUGUUUAUACGGGUGGGUGCUUAUGCUAGGGAUCCUGUAGGAGAAACCUCUGCGUGUAGUUCUCUGUUAAGCCUCUCGUAUGACGUUUGAAUGAGAACCUUGUAACCGUAGAGAAGUGUUCCCUUCGGAUGGAACUGCUUGGGAAGACGAUAAGAAACCACCCAUAUAAACUUGUUUAAAAACACCUAGGGAAAUAAACUUAGCUACUCCUGAAGCAAUAUAGUGAAAAAUAGGGUGAGUACUGAGUAGGAUUUUUACACCACUGCACGAACCGUCGGUAGCUCCGUUGGCCUCACCAGCCUUAAAAGAUCAUGUAAAAGAUAAUCAUAAUAAUUAAAUAUUAAUCAAACAUAUAAUUUAAUAUUAGUUGAUAUAACCUGAAUAUUUAGUAUCUAAUAUUUAUAUAAAGUAUUUAUGGUAUCAGAGCUAGGUUUAAUCAUUGAAAGAUUAAAAUAUCUAGACUUGAAGUUAGCGCAGGUAAAGUUAUCAAUACUAAAGAAAAUAUUGACAUCAGGUGCAGAAUAAAUCCCUCUGAAGAUCAUAUUUGGCAUACUGCUCAUAGUCAGCUAAAUACAAUUGCUGAUCUGAUAUAUAACUUUUUUAUAUCUUGGGGAAAAAGGCAAGAUAACUUAGAUAAAAAAUUUGAAUUUAUACUUAAAGAAUACCAAAAACUCGCAGAAAAAUACUCAGGGUUGAAUAAUAAAAUUGAUUUUGUUCUGCAUAAACUAGAAGAAGCCAAAGCAAAACAGAACAUAGUCUGCAAGAAUAACGAUUACGUUAAAGAAGAACUCUUAUCCAUUGGAAAAAAUAUUGGACAUUGUCUAAAUAAAAAUAGAGACCCUUUACCAAGCGCUGAAACAAAACAAGAGAUAACUGAAAUUAAAAGACUAGUUCAAGAAGUAAAAACCUUGAUCCUCUCGUAGUUUGCACGAACGAAUAUAGCGAAGCAUUAGAAGAAGUAGCAAAAUAUUUAACGCCGCCAGUUGGCUUUUCUGACCAUGAUUCUCCAAAGGAAGAUUCAAAAAUAAUAAUAAGACAAAAUAAUACAAUCCUUCAGUUAUUAAUUCAGAUUUUAGAUAAAAUAAACAACGAUCAAAGUAACAAAGAUAUUGUGUUAGCAUCAUCUGGAAUAAUUGCAUCACCAAGGAAUAUUAAUUCAGAAAAAUGGACUUAUCUAAAAGCCUCAUUAGAAGAGACAGAAACCUCCAGUUAAUAAGGCAAGAUUCAAGGCCUCUAACAAUGAUGCAUAGAAUGUCAUGUAGCAAGGCUGAUGACAUUGGGAGUUUAGAAGAAGUUAUAGACUUAGAAAGAGAUUUGGAAAGGUAUCAAAAGGAUACACUGAAAAAAUUAAAGCCACAGCAGGUGUAACACAUGGGAUUGUUUGAAGGAAGAAGUGGAUUGUAUAGAAUAUCCAAAGAAGUAGAGUUAAGUGUGUUAACACAUCCAGUUGAAUUAAGAAUUGUGAGCAAGAAUAUUGAAAAUGAACUAAAAUAUUGUGGGUAUAAAUAUAUUCAUCAAGGUAUGUAUAUCAUAGGAGUCAAAGGAAUGACAAGAAAGAAAUUAGGAGCGAAUGUAUUAAUAACACUAUUAGACAAAAGAUGUGGAUUAGUAGAUAAAGCUUCAUUAGGCUUCAUGGAAGGAGACAUGAAUGAAAAUAGAUUAAUAACCGAUAUAGCCCCAGAUUUAAUGAUGCCUGUGAAGGAAUUUAUUGAUAAAAUGAGUUUUGGGUUCCGGACUAAAGGAUAUGAAGAAUUUAAAUGUACAAAUUUAUUAGUAAGUAUAGAAUUUAUAGGAAGACUAACUAACAAAAGCCGCUCUAAAUAUAGAGUAAAUGUAGAUGAUGUAAUUGAAAGCAUGCAAUCAAAAGGUAUAAAAUUCAUGAGUCCUCUUAAAAUAAGCUCUGAAGAAAGAGCAGGAGAAGAAUGGAAAAUAAGCGAGCUAAUAGAGAAGAAAGAAUUAAAGCAACCUAAUAACUACAUAAGCUAUCAAAAUUGUGAAGGAACUAGUAGCAUUAGAUUCACAAAUUAUAAAACCGCAACCAUGGAUGAUACUGAAUCUUUCGUUUCUGAAUCAGAGUUUAGUGAAAAUAAAAAUAGUGGUGCAUCUGAAUACAUGGAAAAGGCAGAUUUAGACGAUGAAAUAAUUCAUUACGAAGGAAAAUUGAAACAUAUAGAAUGUGAAUAUAAUAAUUCUAUGACAAAAGAUUGGCCUAAGAUAAGAGAAAAGGAAUUGGUUUUCAUUAGAGAGAUUGCAAGACUUAAAAGAUUAAAAAAAUUGAGAAAAAGCAUGCCAUUAGUAGUUCAAUCGUAUUAAAUAACAAUAUAACGACACAAGAAAAUAAGGUUGGAAAUAGUAAGAACAAUAAUACGAUCCAGAGCCACAAAAAUAUAGAUGUAGAUGAAGAGAAGUAGUGGGACAUAAAUAAUAAGUUAUUAACAGAAAGUUAUGAAGAAGAAGAAGAAGAAUUAAUGAAAGAAUUGCUUAAAGAAGAUGAAAUUUUUGAUGGGUCUGAGGAAUAUAGUGAUUUUAUAAACUCCCUAGAUGAGGUGGGUUUACAUAAUUUAGAAAAUUCAAUGGAAGCUAUGUAAGUACAAAUGACUAGGAAAAGAAGAAGAGCAUAUGGUGAUAGUUCAGUAAAGAGUGAAGGAGCAAGAGAGAGACCUACCAGGGCAGGUAGAAAAUGGCCCUUAGAAAAAGAUGACUUCCAACCAACUUAUAUUCCUGGACAAUACAAAUAUAUGGGAUCUAGGAGAAGAGAUUUUGAAAAGCCCGUACAAUUUCAAAAUUUUAGGAAUGAUGGGGCAAUAUUAAAUCUAGCAGCCCAUGACCCGGUAGAUUGGCCUAAUAUAAUUAGCAUAUGGAAAGGUUUAAUAGUUCAGAUAUAUAUACAAAAUCAGCAUAAUAUAGGUAAUAAGGUGGAAGAUAUGAUAACAUAUCUUGAAAGUUUUCUAGGAGAAUCUGCAAAGGUUUUAUGGGAGCAAUGGGUAGAGUCAUAUCCUAAUCAAUAUGAAGAAUUAAAAAGGGCUAGAAGUAAUCCCCAUAACUUUGCCAAUAUUAUAUCAAGCAUAAUCAUAACAGAAGAUCCAGAUAUGGGACAUACCACAUUGCAGAAUGAGAGAUUGAGAGAAAUAGAAAACUUAACACUAACUAGUUGGAAAGGUAUAAAAGAAUUUUCUCAGCAUUAUUUAUACAAUGCUACCACUUCUAAGCAAGGAUAUAAUAAAUGGGUAGUUGAAAGAUACUUCAAUAAAUUACCUGAUCCUUUAGGAUCUAUAAUAUUUGAAGAGUAUAAGAAAGAAUCAAAGGGAAAUGUUGCAAAUAUAUCUCAGGCCAUAACAUUUGUAUUUAAACAACUAAGAAAGGUAUGUACGAAUAUACAAGCUCAAAGAUCUAUGAAAAAAUCAGACUACAAUUUCUGCAAUAAUAUUGUUCAAAUACCACUAACCUAUGGAGAAAAUAGGCAUAGAAAUAAAAAAUAUGACAAACCACAGAGGAGAGAUAAUAGGAACUUUAGGACAAAGAAAAUAUAUUUCUUAAGAAGGUCUGAUAAUAGAGCUCCUUAUCUACAUAAGAGAAAUGUAAGAAGAUGCGAUCCUAGAAAAUCUUAUGAUAAGACAUGUAGAUGUUUUAUAUGUAAUUCACCAGAUCAUCUAAGUAAAACAUGUCCUAAUAAAGAUCAGAAAAGGUACUCUAGUAAAUAUGAAGAGCAAGAAAGAGUGUUAAUUAUAGAUAGCGUUAACGAGAAUAUCCUAGUAUGUGAUGAGGAAAUAAAAGAUGAUGAGUCGAUAUAUUCAAUCAUAGAAACAGAUGAAGUAGAAAAUGAGACUUUAGAAGAUAAAUCGAGCGAAGAUGAAUUAGACCUAAUAGACGAUUUAGCAGAACUAAAAAUUGAAAUGAUGAAUCAAGUACAUUGUGAACACGAUGGGAUUAGAGGUAAAUGUGAUUAUAACAUGAAAUGUGCCUUUUGUAUAUAUUAUCCAAGCCAAGAAAAUAGGUCCACAUGCAGCUUAUGCUUAAAACAAGCGUGUGCAUCUUGUUUAAAGGCUAGAAAUCAAAGUUGGAGACAGGAAAUAGAAUGUGAACCAAAAGAACGAAUAUGAUCUAGUAGAGUUAGAAACUUAGAGAACAGAAUAAAUAAACUAGAAGCAGAACUAGAAGAAAUAAAAUAUAAUUUAGAAAAUAAAAAUAUUAUUAAUAAUCGAGAUCAAGAAGGUAACAUUAUCAAAAAUGCAGAAUUAAAAGAGCAAAUGAUCACAGUAAAAGAAAGAAAAGGGGACAUGUUAAUCCAGCUAAAAGAUGCUAUUACUAGUUUUGGAAACAAAUACAUAUUACGUUUACCAUUUAAGGAAGUGUUAGGAAUAAGAAUUCCAGUCAAAAUAAUAUUAAAACCAAAUAUUUCCUAUAAAAUAUUAGCACUAUUAGACACAGGGUGCACAAAGAACAUCAUUCAUGACAAGUAUUUUGCGAGAUGUCCUGAAAUAGUUAAAACUAUAGACAACGAUAAAGCUGAAGUCUCCACAGACAUGUCAGGAAUACAAAAGAUUCACAAUCAAUUGGCCUAUAUUAUUGAAUCUUACAUAAAUGGAACAAAAUAUAUUAUAGAUGAAAUUACAAUUAGAGAUUUGUCAGUAAUAAAGGAUGACAUGAUACUGGGUUUAAGAUUUUUACAACAAUCUUUACAAACCACUAUUAUACAUGAAGAAGGAGUUACAUUCAUCCCAUAUCAAGAUAACGUUCCAUACAUAUCUGAGAUUAUAAGACAGAGAAAAUCCAUACAAAAUGCAGAAAUAUCUAAUAUGGAUAAAGAAUAUAGUGCCAAUGAAGACCCUCUUGAAAUCUGCAAAGAAGAAGAGCUUAGUAAUGCCAUAGAAGAAUACCAUAUAGAAAAUACAUGUACAGAAUGUAUAGGUUUACAAUCAUUCUCACCAAAUUGGUAUAGAGAUAUAAAAACCAAGAAAGAUAUAGACAAAAUAGUGCAAAAAUUAGAAGACAUACAAAUCAUUGGAGAAAUACCAAUGAAACAUUGGGAUAAGAACUCCAUAGUCUGCAAGAUAAAUAUUAUCAAUCCUGAUUACAUAAUUAAGUCAGGACCAAUAUAAGCUACUCCUAAGGAUGUAGAAGAGUUUAAUAUGCAUAUCGAAGAGUUACUAAAAUUAAAAGCUAUUAGGGAAAGCAGAAGUCCUCAUCGAUCUGCCGCCUUUAUAGUAAAUCAUGCUGAAGAAGUCAGGGGAAAAUCUAGAAUGGUUAUAAAUUACAAAAGACUUAAUGAUAAUACGGUAGAUAAUGCAUUCAAUAUUCCAAAUAAGCAAGAAUGGAUUAAUAGAAUACAAGGAAGCAAAUAUUUUUCUAAGUUUAACCUAAAGGCGGGGUUUUGGCAAGUAAAAAUGGCCAAGGAAUCUAUUCCUUGGACAGCUUUUACAUGUCCUCGGGUCAUUAUGAAUGGCUAGUUAUGCCUUUAGGAUUAAAAAAUGCGCCCGCUUUAUUUCAAAGAAAGAUGCAAAAUAUUUUUAAUGAAAAUCAAUCAUUUAUAUUAGUUUAUGUAGAUAAUUUACUGGUCUUCUCAUAAUUUUACAAGGAGCAUAUUGCUCACCUUGAAGUCUUUUUUAGGAAGGUAGAACAAAAUGGGCUAAUAUUAUCUAAAAAGAAAAUGGAGAUUUGUAAAGAGAAAAUCAAUUUUCUUGGGCACGAAAUAGAAGGAAAAAUACAUCUACAAGAGCAUAUUGCAAAGAAAAUUUUACAAUUUCCUGAUUCUAUGAAUGAUAAAAAGGUUCUACAACAAUUCCUAGGGAUUGUAAACUAUGCAAGAAAUUAUAUAGGUAAUCUAGCAAAACUAGCUGGACCUUUAUAUGCUAAAUUAAGAAAGAAUGGCCAAAGGUAUUUUAAUUCUGAAGACAUAAAGUUAGUCAAGGCCAUAAAAGAAAAGGUCAAAAAUUUGAAACCUUUAGAAUUGCCAUUAGAAGAUUAUUACUUUAUAAUCGAAACCGAUGCAUCUAAAGUUGGUUGGGGUGCUAUAUUAAAGCAAAAACCUAAUAAGUACUCUCCGAAGGUAGAAGAAAAGAUAUGUAGGUAUGCCUCAGGAAGUUAUAAAUUAAAAACAGUAAAUAAUAUUGAUAGAGAAAUCCUCGCGGUAGUCCAUGCAAUAAACGUGUUUAGGCUAUACUUGGGAUUUAAAGAAUUUACAGUACGCACUGAUUGUGAAGCAAUAUGUAGAUACUAUAAUCAAAUCAAUAGUAAGAAAAGUUCUACUAGAAGAUGGGUUUUAUUUGAAGAUAUCAUAACGGGAAAUGGAUAUAAAGUUGUUUUUGAGCAUAUUAAGGGAAAAGAUAAUUGUUUACCUGACAUAUUCUUCCGUUCAUCA
Messenger RNA from Brachypodium distachyon (stiff brome), 7790 nucleotides. RefSeq lists its product as uncharacterized. The record is from RefSeq and is a predicted model, not a curated record. The coding region runs from base 4027 to 5532 and encodes 501 amino acids. Gene Ontology annotation, molecular function: nucleic acid binding; zinc ion binding. The transcript has 2 exons. NCBI's taxonomy places the organism in Eukaryota, Viridiplantae, Streptophyta, Magnoliopsida, Poales, Poaceae.